This is a messenger RNA of Canariomyces notabilis, 810 nucleotides long. RefSeq lists its product as uncharacterized. Lineage: Eukaryota; Fungi; Ascomycota; Sordariomycetes; Sordariales; Chaetomiaceae. Bases 274 to 810 code for a protein of 178 amino acids. The record is from RefSeq and is a predicted model, not a curated record. The transcript is spliced from 2 exons.
GGCAAUGAUUAGUAUUGUGAGUCUGUGACCAUGGAUUCCAGUCGAACCUCCAUUCGCUUCUCUAAGAGGUAGUAAGGUGUUGCGUGUACUGAAGCCUCAAAAUCUAUAAAAUCCGGCAGUCAUGACCGUCUAGAUUGCUUUCCGCAUCCAUCAUCAGCCAGCUCGCAACUUCACCGACAAGAACCUGAACUUCAAGUUGUGCCCCGUAUUACACUUAUCCCCAACGACUCAACGAUUACCUAGGUAUCCCAACAGCCGCCCCCAACCACCAAAAUGGGCUUCACCUACUACUCCGGUCCCUCCUCCAACUUCCCGCCCAUGAGCCAGUGGAAGUCCUUCGAAGAGAUCUUCAACAUCAAUAAGCCGGCCAUGUUCGCCACGGGCGACACGGGCGAGGACAUUGGGCGCAUCUGGAACGCGGUGCUCGAGUGCGCAAAGAUUGGCGUCGAGGAGCGCGUCAUCUUUGCCAUCAUCAUGCAGGAGAGCACCGGCAACGUCGGCGUCCAGACGACUUACAACGGCGACGGCCAUGCCACGGCCGGGCUGAUGCAGGCGGAUGGAAGUCCCGGGUUUCCGGGCCAGCAUGGUCUCUCGCAGGACCAAAUCACCAGUAUGGUUAGGGCUGGGACGAACCAUUUCAAGCAGAACCUGAUCCAGUUUGGUAAUGCGGACAAUGCGGAUACUAUCUACAAGGCGCUGCGUGCCUACAAUUCUGGUUCGGUUGAUGCCUCGAAUCUCAGCAACGGGCUGGGAGCGACGGAUAGCUAUGUCAGCGACAUUGCCAACCGUCUGCUUGGUCGUACUCCUUAA